Mangifera indica (mango) is the source of this 1413-nucleotide messenger RNA. Its product is annotated as zinc finger BED domain-containing protein RICESLEEPER 2-like. The record is from RefSeq and is a predicted model, not a curated record. Bases 1 to 1413 code for a protein of 470 amino acids. The transcript is spliced from 4 exons. Lineage: Eukaryota; Viridiplantae; Streptophyta; Magnoliopsida; Sapindales; Anacardiaceae.
AUGACAUCAAGAAGAGUAGAACCCUCCGGAGCAAGUCGAGCUUCAUCUCAAGCAUCGACUGCAAGCACAAUGGCUCCUUCUGUAUGUGCAUCUGUUAAGAGAAAAUCGGUGCAAAUUGAAGCACCUAUUGAUGAUGUGGAUAUUGAUCUAGCUGUAAUAGGAGAUUUUGAUGUCUCAGCUUCAAGUGAAGAAGCUGAAGCAACUGAACGUCCUAAAAGCCAAAUGGAAGCACCACCUCCUGUUAUUCCAUCUACUAAGAUGAGGAAAACAUCAGCUGUUUGGGAGUGUUAUCCCAAAGAUAAGUUUGUUACUAUUGGCUAUGCUACAUAUGCGGUUUGCAAGAAGAAAGCAAUGGGGAAAGACUUGGUCGUAGGGGGACAAACAAUUUUGGGGUUUGAGCGUUCAACCUUAGGGGUGCCUACUCCAACUGUGGUGAAAACAAAGACUAGUUAUGAGCAUCCGAAGGUUCGAGAGGCAUUAGCCCACAUGGUUAUGAUAUCAGAAUUGCCGUUUAAUUUUGUCGAGCACCCUGACUUCAUUAAUUUUUGUCACGUUCUGCAACCUCUUUAUGAAAAAGUUGGAAGAAAGCAAGUAAAAGCUGAUUGCUUUAGGGUUUAUCAAGCAGAGCGUGAGAGAUUGAAGAAGGUUUUUGAGGAGACUAGAAGGAUCAGUAUUACUACUGAUCUUUGGAAGUCAGAUCAUCAAAGUAUUGAGUACAUGGUACUCACAGCGCAUUGGGUGGACCAGUCGUGGUCCUUAAAUAAACAAAUUAUAAAUUUUGUGCACCUACCUCCACCUAGGAGAGGAAUAGACAUUGCAGCAGCAAUAUUUGACUGUCUAAAGGGUUGGGGGAUUGAACAUAAGGUGGAAACUGUCACAGUUGACAAUGCUUCUGCAAAUGAUAAUUGUGUUAAAAGAUUGAAAGAAGAUUUUCAAAUGCAGAGAUCACUGUUGUGUGAUGGAAAACUUUUCCAUGUUAGGUGCACUGCCCAUAUUGUAAAUUUGUUAGUUCAGGAUGGGGUGGCCGUGAUUAAACCCAUCAUAGACAAUGUUCGGGAAAGUGUGAAGUUUGUAAAAGCUAGUGAGGCAAGGCAAAAAACUUUUGCCAAAAUUGCUAUGCAGUGUGGAAUUAAAGAGAGGAAAUUAGUUUUGGAUUGUGCUACACGAUGGAAUAGCACAUACAAAAUGCUAAUGACAGCACUGCAGUUUAGAGAAGUCUUUCUUCGGUUUAUGUUUGUUGAGUCGAGCUAUAUAUAUUGCCCGACAAGGGAAGAGUGGGAGAGACUGGAGGUCGUCUGUGACUUUUUGGAAAUAUUUGAUGAUAUAACAAAAUUAAUUUCUGGGUCACAGUAUACCACUGUAAAUAGAUACUUUCAAGAAGUGUUUAGGAUAAAAGAGGUCUUGAGAGAGUGA